CUGCUGCGGCUCCCAUUGACCCUCCGCACCCGCGCAUACACUGCCGCCGCCGCCACCACCACCACCACCACCACCACCACCGCCGCCACCGCUACCGGCAGCGGUGCUCAUCAUAGCAGCAGCACCGCUCCACCGCCAUGGCGGCCUUCGACGGUGCUGGAUGAAUGGGUCCAGCGUGAUGCGCGGCCCAUCAGCCUGCGACAACUGACCUUCUUCGGCCGCACGCUGACAGAAGACCGCUUACUCAGUUCUGCAAACUACGUCCGUCUGGAACUCCCCACGAGAAUAGCACACCGUCUGCGUAACAUGCAGACGCUGCCCUACUCCGCGGUAAGGAAUCCGCACAUCAGCCACGUCUAUGAGUUGUACUACGACGCUUUCGAAAAGUUUCGAAAAGUGCCUCCAGUGCGCUCGCUUGACGACAACGACAGGUUCUGCGAGGUGAUCAAAUCGCUGCUCAAGGAUCACUUGUCAGUCAUCCCGCAACUCGCCAUGGGCAUCUUGGAGAUUCAGCACUCGGUUAGUAGCGAAGAGUGCGACCGCUUCAUGACCACCCUGUUGCGAUCGAGAAUCAGUCGCAGAGUCAUUGCGGAGCAACAUCUGGCAUUGACCGAGACGUACCACUCCCCCUGGCAUUUCCCCAAUGCCAAGAAGCCGCUCACUGCACCAGAAGACGAGUUCGUGGGCGAGAUCUUCUUGAAAUGCAAUGCCAAGGAAGUGGUGCAAAAGUGUGCUGCCACCGCCAGAGACCUCGUUCGCGAGGCUUACGGACCAGACGUUGCCAUUCCAGAGGUCGUGCUCCAGGGUCACCUGGACACGACUUUCGCAUACAUCCCGUCACAUCUAGAAUACAUCGUGGGUGAGCUCCUCCGAAACAGUAUCCAGGCUGUGGUCGAGCAAAAGGGUCUCAAAAACUCACCGCCCAUUGAAGUCCUCAUCUGCGAAGCAGCACAGCACAUCAUCAUACGCGUUUCCGAUCAAGGAGGCGGUGUUGAUCGAGAGGUCUUGCCGUAUCUCUGGUCUUUUGCAAAGGGCCCACGUCGAUCAAACAGACUGAAAAAUCUGGGUCGAGUCCCUCGACUCGCAGCCACAACACAGGAGCUCAAGACGCCAGAGGAUCAUGAUCGAGCUGGCAAGAAGCCUGGCGAGCAGUUCAAAGACUCCUUGGCAUCACUCUUGAAUAGACCACCGGACUUGAAGCUGGGAAUGGGUCUGCCGAUGAGCAAGAUCUAUGCGGAGUAUUGGGCCGGCAGCCUUGAGGUCCAUAGUCUGGAAGGUUGGGGUUGCGAUGCCUUUCUGCAGAUUAGCAGACUGGGUAACAAGAAUGAGACACUGUCCUCCCGAGCCGCGAUGGACGCGGUAUGAUCAGGCGCCAUGUGGAAAGGCGAAAGUCCUCAAAGACUCAGACCAGAUAUAUAAGACCUCUAUGGCGGCAAUGAGAUGCAGCCAUCGUGUCUGUAUCUCAGCAUCGCUACACUUCUCGGGAGCUCAGGCCAAGACUCAUAUUACGCAGGUACCUUGAUCACGAAGCUACCAAUGAUUGCAUACACGCCGUCUAUCCCAUCUAGACGGCUGGACUGGGCGAAGCCAAAGCAAGGAAGCAUACCGGGUAGCAGGCGCCGACUCAUCUCAUCUCAGGUAUCCAUGCUUCAUCGUUGCUUAAUUCCAAGGAAUGCAGCAUUUCGUAUCAGACCAAUGCUCGAAUCACCGAGUCUGGUGCUUUUUCGAGUGCUCUAGACUUGACCUGCAGAAAUAGUACAAAGUUGCUAUAUAGACUGCUUCUCGGACCAGACUGGCUAUCCUCGUCAUGCACAGAAGCUGAUGUGGCCACAAUGGCAGCAAUGUGGACUAUAGAGAGUUGCAGUGCCGCCUAAGAAGAGGAUGUGCGUACAAUCGUCAUCUGGGUGCUUUCGGGGGAACGUUCGCCUUCAAUCUUCGCUCUUUUACAAAUCAUGCUAUCAAGGAUAACUAAGCUGGUCCCUCAGCUCGGAUAUGGGCUUGGGCUACCUAUCGACCCAUAAAACUAGCCUUCCUAUGCUUUGAAUGGCGAGCUAUCCUCGGUACCAAUACUGAUGAGCACAGUCUUGUAUUCCAGAUGCUCCUCUAAGCUGUACCCAUAGCCCUCUCGACCCUGCCCGCUAC
Molecule: messenger RNA, 2142 nt
Organism: Sphaerulina musiva SO2202
Lineage: Eukaryota; Fungi; Ascomycota; Dothideomycetes; Mycosphaerellales; Mycosphaerellaceae
Exons: 1
Coding region: 307-1365 (352 amino acids)
Biological process (GO): protein phosphorylation; regulation of glucose metabolic process
Cellular component (GO): mitochondrion
Molecular function (GO): pyruvate dehydrogenase (acetyl-transferring) kinase activity
Source: RefSeq, a predicted model, not a curated record